Molecule: messenger RNA, 2849 nt
Organism: Topomyia yanbarensis
Lineage: Eukaryota; Metazoa; Arthropoda; Insecta; Diptera; Culicidae
Product: CCAAT/enhancer-binding protein-like
Exons: 2
Coding region: 918-2105 (395 amino acids)
Biological process (GO): DNA-templated transcription; regulation of transcription by RNA polymerase II
Molecular function (GO): DNA-binding transcription factor activity, RNA polymerase II-specific; RNA polymerase II cis-regulatory region sequence-specific DNA binding
Source: RefSeq, a predicted model, not a curated record
UCGACUGUCAACAGUGAAAACGCGCUCGCGUGCUCUCUUUCUUCGAGUUGAGUUUUAUCGGGAAAAACAAAACCGAAAGUGGUUCUAUUCCCAGUAGUGGGUUGGAUAAUCGACUGUCGUGAAGCGGGGGUAGAAGUUUGGAGUAGCGUUUGAUUCGGACGGUUAGAAAUGAUCGUGACGUGACGUCGGCCGAGUGAGUGAAACAGAACCACUCUUGGUUUUAAACCGUGUUGAGUCCGUUGGGGUUAGGAACGGUGUCCUACGACACAUACUGAAAAGUGGUUUGUGAGAAAGUGCAAACUUCUCUGAGACGCUGCCCCCCCCUUAUUCAUCGAAAGGGAUAGAUAGAAAAUCCGGGGGAGAGAGCAAGACAAUCUACUGUUGGAUUCGAAAGAAGAAGUUUUUAAUAUAUAACAAGUUGCAUCAUAGUCUUAAGACUUCAGUCUUAAGAAAGUGAACCGCCAAUAAACAUCUUUCGCAAAAAAAAAGAAACAAAGCAAAACAGUACUGUGCGAUGCGAUGCGGGUUGGUGAUACAUUCCGCGCGCUUUCUCGAGUUAUUGCUGAAUUUUUGAAAUCCUGUUAGGGAUUUUCCGGGAUCGAGCAGCAGCAAGGAAGUUGAGUCAUUUUACCUGAAUUGGAUAUUUUGGAUUACGAUGGAUUAUUUUUAUUUAUGGAUAUAUAACCGGAAGAAAUGUGAAUGUAUUAUGCAAAAUCUGUGAUAUGUGGUGAUGUUUCAAAUGGACUGUUGAACGUGAUGAGGACUUCUAAGGACUAAGAGUGAAAUUGUGCAAUAAUUGAAGAAAUAAAAGGUGCAAAUUUAGGAAUUGUGAGGUUUAUGUGCAAUAAACCAACAAUACGAAUUUUGAGAUAAUCACUUGGAAGAAGCGUUUCUAGAGUGAUAUUUGUUAUCAAAAUAUGGAAUCGCCUCAAAUGUACGAUACAAAUCAAAUUCAAGUGCGCAGUGAUAUUAAAAAACUAACGAUGGCAGCCAACAACAAUAAUGCAUCAACACCUAACAACAAUAACUCACCAACGGCGGUCAACCAGAAUACGUUGGCUCUUAAGCAACAGCAACAUCAGCAGCAACAACAAGCCCAGUUAAAUCCAAUUGUGCACCCUAACGGCAACGUGUUGACCAACGGGAACCUUCUAUCGAAGCAGAUGCUCCAGCAAAUCCAAUACUCCCAGAGUGAAUUGGAUGAGCUUACAUCUCAGGAAAUUUCACUGGACCUCCAGCAUCUGAUCGAUGAUCAGUUUCGUGACCCGGAGGCUCUCGGUAUAUUCACCGAAAUGGUUACCGUUGGCAGUACAAACGGUAAUGUUACGAAUCCCUUGGUACAGACAGCGGCUGCUAAAGCUCUCCAACUACAGCAGGCUCGAUUGUCUCAGCAUACCAAUGGAAAUACCAACUAUCAACGAUCUCUGGCCUACAUGCCACAGCCAGUUCACACUGGCGCUACCUAUACAAACAACUCCAGCGAUGAGAACAGCAGCGUCGGUUCUUCGGAUUCAGCUAACAUCAAAGAGGAACCGGUCGAUCCGAAUGAGUAUCGUCGCCAACUGCAGCAAGCCACGGGGGCCCAGUUCAUGGGGAACACAACAUACCAGCUUGCUGGCGGCGGUGCUGGUGGUGGAGGUGGUAGUGUUGGAACGGGAAACUACGUGACCAACGGAAAUGGUAAUACCUUCUCGAACCUUACUCCAGCUACAGUGUUACAUCACCAAGCCUUGCCACACCUCGCCGGAGCUGCCCAUCUGGCGAAUCUUACCAAGCACAAUAAGUUACUUCCGCACGUGUCCCGCAAGUCCCAGCAAAAACACGUCGAUAAGGGUACCGACGAGUACCGGAGGCGACGUGAGCGAAACAACAUAGCCGUCCGAAAGUCCCGCGAAAAAGCCAAAGUGCGAUCCCGUGAGGUGGAGGAAAAGGUUAAAGCACUUCUCAAGGAGAAGGACGUCCUACUACGAAAAAUCGAGGAAAAGAACAACGAGAUCCAGCUAUACAAGCAGCUCUACAUGCAUCUGAUGAACCACAGCAAUCCGGAGAUCAAUCAGAUCUGUCGCAGCGCGCUGAAUCUUUCAAACAUGGGUGAUCAUAUGUAGGAAACUGAAAAUAGAAAUGAAACGUGAUUGCUUGAAACGAAGUUACCAAUCUCAGUCCAUUAAACUACUUUUAUUUAUGUAUUAAAUCGUGUAAAAAUCUCAUCUUGUAUCAAAUUGAACUAGUAUCAAAUUGAAAUCGAAAAGACAUUUGUUAUACUGUAUAAAUUAAAGCAAAAACGAACAACACGCGGAAAUCGUCGCAAUAAUAAGUAAUUUCAGUAUCUGGAGCGGCUAUCGAAGCAAGCUAGGUUAAUUUUGCAUAGAGAAAGUGAUCUAGAAUUACAAUAAUAGUUACAGUAGCAAGAGGAGCGAAACCGAAAGUGAACUGAAAAUUACACACACAUACAAAACCUUUGACUUACAACUCAAGACUCGAUGGCCUAAGGUGAAAUAUAUAUUUUUAGAUUAAUUUUAUUGAGCGCAAAAUGUAAAUGAUAGUUCUAUAUCUUGAUUAUGUCAUUGACUAAUCGGGAAACUGGAAACCGGUUUGUUACCGUUUAGGCAACUGUCACACAAGUGUAGUGCAUUAGAUAAGUUAGUGGAAAUCUGGAUGUUUAUUACUUUUCUUUAACGUCGUUCGGUAGUUAUUCGAUUUACAAACAAAAACUGGGAUGCGAGUUAAACUAGUUCUUGAAGCAAGACUCUCAUAUUUCUAUAAUUAUAAAAACAAACUUACACAUGAAAAGAACCAACACAAACACAAGUAUCGUAUUUUUCUCAGCUUGAAAAGUCUGUUUUGAAAAU